Molecule: messenger RNA, 2327 nt
Organism: Myotis myotis
Lineage: Eukaryota; Metazoa; Chordata; Mammalia; Chiroptera; Vespertilionidae
Gene: KCNK7
Product: potassium two pore domain channel subfamily K member 7
Exons: 3
Coding region: 1270-2193 (307 amino acids)
Biological process (GO): stabilization of membrane potential; potassium ion transmembrane transport
Cellular component (GO): membrane
Molecular function (GO): potassium ion leak channel activity
Source: RefSeq, a predicted model, not a curated record
UCCACCAGCUUCAGUCAGGCAUUCAAGGCCCUUGUCAGCCACCCUGGCACCCACACAAACUGGCCUCACCCACCUCCUCACCCUUGCCAGGCUUUUCCCACCGUUGCCGGUGACUUCACCUGACUAGUCCUGCUGCCGGAAGGGCCCUGCUUAGCCUCUGGGGCCAGUUCGUGGUACCUCCCCUGGGACUCUUGGCCAUGCUGCUCCCAACGGGGCAGCUCGCUGAACUCAGGAACACACAGCCCUCUGGGCAGCACUGUGGAGGUUUGUCCUGACUGCCUAUCGCGGGGUCUGGACACGGGAGUCACCUACCCUGGCACCUGGCUCCACUCGCUCUCCUUACUACCGUGGGGUUCUGAGGGUUAUGCGAGUCCCAGUCCGGGCUCCCCUCCCCUUCAUGGUGCAUGGCAGCCAGGCUCGCCAUCUGCAGUGUUCGGAGUUACCAGGAAGGACUUGGAACGGGGACCUGACAGCACCAUCUCUCCCAAGCGCUCUGUGUCAACACCUUGCCACCCUUGUCCCCAGCAGACCCACCCCAAUCCCCUAUGCCUCUCCCACUCAGCUGCCCAGCCACCACCUUCCGUCCGGGAUGCAUACAGUAAUGCCCCCGCAGGUCUCCUGGGCCACACAUCCUCAAGGCCCUGUGUCCUUACCUCUCAGCCCGUUCCUCUCACACCCCAGCUCUUCCCCACCUUGACUAGCCUCUUCUAUCCGCAGCUAAACUGUCACUCCUACAGGAACCUUCCCAGCGAGAGCCCCAGCCUGAGCUCUCGCCCAUGGCCCAGGUUUCCUUCAGGGAGCGUAUGACACCGUGAACCUCACGCUUCCUUGCCAACAGGUUCCUGUGUGGACACCAGAAAGGAAGGGGCGUGUGUCUGUCCUCUCCCGCUGUCCUCGGCAUCCAGGCCGCCGCUGAGCGGAUGGGGCGUGUGUGACUGAGUAGUCGUGCCCCCGAGUAAACGCUGCAGUGUGAUUCUGAGCCAGUCACUGACCUCUCUGGGCCUCGCCUUCCUCCCCUGGUCCUCACCACCCCAGCUUUGGGGAAUUGGGCAAAUACUGGCCGUAGAACCUGGGAGGAGCGAUCCAGCUCAUCGCCAAGCCUGAGCUGCCUCCUCUGCCUCCACUCACACUCGCCCAGCUGCGUCCCAGGCUUCCCUCACGCUCAGCCACCCACGCAGCACCUCCUCCCGGCCCCACCUGCCAACCCUCCCAGUUGCGUGAGGUGGAGCAGCCAGCUUUCAGGACACCCCAGACUCCCAGGCGCACACCAUGGGGGGGCUGAGGCCCUGGGCUCGAUACGGGCUACUGAUCGUGGCUCACCUGCUGGCUCUGGGCCUUGGGGCUGCGGUGCUCCAGGCCCUGGAGGGGCCCCCAGCACGCCGGCUCCAGGCCCAGCUCAGGGCCGAGCUGGCCACUUUCCAGGCGGAGUACGGGGCAUGCUUGCCAACCGGGGCACUGGAGGAGCUGCUGGGCACCGCCCUGGCAGCCCAGGCCCAUGGGAUCUCCAGCCUGGGCAAUGUCUCAAAGGCUGGGAACUGGGAUCUGCCCUCAGCCCUGCUCUUCACCGCCAGCAUCCUCACCACCACGGGUUACGGCCACAUGGCCCCGCUCUCAGCAGGUGGAAAGGCCUUCUGUGUGGUCUACGCGGCCCUGGGGCUGCCAGCUUCCCUAGCACUUGUGGCCACACUGCGCCACUGCCUGCUGCCUCUGCUCAGCUGCCCGGUUGCCUGGGUAGCUGUCCGCUGGCAGCUGACCCCAGCCAGGGCCGCGCUGCUGCAGGCACUUGGACUGGGCCUGCUAGUGGCCGGUAUCUUCGUGCUGCUGCCAGCGCUGCUGCUGUGGGGUCUGCAGGGCGACGACAGCCUGCUGGAGGCCAUCUACUUCUGCUUCGGCUCACUCAGCACCAUCGGCCUGGGGGACCUGCUGCCUGGUCGUGGCCGUGACCUGAAUCCAGUGCUUUACCACCUUGGCCAGAUCGCACUUCUCGGCUACUUGCUCCUGGGGCUCCUGGCCAUGCUGCUGGCAGUGGAGACGUUUUCGGAGCUGCCACAGGCCCGUGCCUUGGUGAAGUUCUUUGGGUCCAGUGGCCCUUUGACUGCUGAGGACCAAGGUGGCAUCCUGGGUCAGGAUGAACUGGCCCUCAGCACCCUGCCCCCCUCAACUGCAGCCCCAGAACAGGCCCCCGCCUGCUGACAGGUGUUCGGUGAUGGAGUUAACUCCUUUCAGGUGAAGAAGCCCGAGGGGAAUUCUCUAGAGAUGAAGGGGAAGCAUGGAUAUGAGAACCUCAGAGAAUAAAAUGUUAACAAAAAAUAAAAUGGUUGCCCUAG